Molecule: messenger RNA, 480 nt
Organism: Notothenia coriiceps (black rockcod)
Lineage: Eukaryota; Metazoa; Chordata; Actinopteri; Perciformes; Nototheniidae
Product: dual specificity protein phosphatase 13 isoform A-like
Exons: 3
Coding region: 1-480 (159 amino acids)
Biological process (GO): protein dephosphorylation; negative regulation of MAPK cascade
Cellular component (GO): cytoplasm
Molecular function (GO): protein tyrosine/serine/threonine phosphatase activity; MAP kinase phosphatase activity
Source: RefSeq, a predicted model, not a curated record
AUGGCAGAACCAAUUUCUGAGGCGAGCUGUAAAGACUCUGACCUAGAAAGGGAUGAAAAAUGUGGGACAGAGGAUCAAAAGAGGACUUGGAAGACCCAGACUCUGCAGGAGCUGGAGGAGGUUUCACAUUCAGCUCCACGCUCCUGUCGCCAUGGAGAUGAGCUCGGUCUCUGGCAGCUGGGCAUCACUUAUGUGCUGAAUGCAGCGCAUGGAAAACUGUGCUGUAAGGUCAGAGAUGACUUUUAUGGAACCACGGUGAAAUACCACGGCGUCCCAGCCAAAGACUUGCCAACAUUUGACCUUUCACCUUUUUUUUACCCUGCUUCUGAGUUCAUACACCAGGCUUUUACAUCUGGAGUCCUAGCCUACCUGAUGAUUCAUCACCACCUCAGUCUUCUGUCCUCUACACGCUGUGUGCAACAGAAAGGCUGGAUUUUCCCAAACAGAGGCUUUUUACGACAGCUUAUAGCCCUACUCUGA